Pelobates cultripes (western spadefoot toad) is the source of this 7348-nucleotide messenger RNA. NCBI's taxonomy places the organism in Eukaryota, Metazoa, Chordata, Amphibia, Anura, Pelobatidae. The record is from the annotation of a GenBank genome assembly.
AUGCACCCAGGUAGAGCAGUGUUUAAUUGCUGCUGUAAGGUAGAACAACAGAAAAGAAAAAUAAGAGACAAAUAAAUGAGACAAACAGACCACUACUCUAGACAGUGGGGUUACUGGUUGGCUUGGGGUGUCUGCUGAUAAGAACAAAGAGGGUAAUGUUGGCUAUAUACCAUGGUCACAUCAAGAAAAUGGUCCACCUUGUUGUAAUUUUAAAAACCAUUGAAAAUAAUCAGUUACAAAACAGUCUCCUUUUCAAUGCAUGUCCUAACUAAAGAUCAGACAAAUCGACUGUUAAAGCCCUAAGGGAUUUCCUGCAUAGUCGCAUUCAUUAUAACUCUUCUUUAGCAAAAUGCGGCUACAUCUAUUGAAGCUUCUGCUCUUUUUUUGAGACACAGCAAAAAAUUCCUAGAGUAGUAUUAUAUCAAGCCCACGCCAUAAUAUUGCUGUAAGUGCAGAAGGGAGGUAGGCAAACCUAUCUGACACCUAUGUGAGUUUUCACAUUAGGAACAUGAGAGUAACAGUAAGCAUCAAUUACAUUUUCAGGGUUAUUUACUAAAGAGUGAUCUGUCAUGAAUUCAAAGUGAAUUUCAAAUUUGAGGCCAAGGUAGCUUAUCUGAAAACAUAGAAUUUUUACAUUUUGAUAUCUCUAUAAAACAGACUUAUGUUUAUGGCCCUAUCUGACUAACAGAAGCCCCAUGCAGCCACAGGUUAGUGGUGUGAUCGGGGAUUUAAUCUUGAUCGCACCACAAUCUCUAUGUAGGCAUUUAAAUGCCUAUUUAAAGAGCUGCUUGCAGGGUUGGCUUCCAGCUCAUUUAAAAGUCUUGGGCCACUAAAAAUGGCCUCAGUACACUAGGGAAGCUCCAGGUAUCCAUUGAUACCUUUUGUUAGUGGUGUGAGCAGGGAGUUAAACCUGAUCACACCACGAUCUUUCAAUAUGCAUUUACAUGCCUAUUUAAAGGGCUGUUUGCAUCGCUGGCUUCCAGCACUGCAGACAUCUCAUCUAAAAGACAGAGAUGAGCCCCUAGUAUCUAUUGCUACCUUAGGCUUCCUUGUGUGUACAGGGAUUUCACCCUACUAGCACCAAAUCUGCAGUGUGUUCUAUGCCACCCUAAGAUCAUUUUAAGCCCACUUUGUGAAGGACAACAUAGAACAUCAUACCAGUGUUAAGGGGUUAAGAACCAUUGGUCAGCAGCUACCAUGUAAGAAAUUCAUGUUUCUGUACUAUUGUCUAUUUUUCUUUUAAUUAGUGAAACAUGCGGUUUAUAUUGUGUGCUUUGGUCUACCUGCAGAUGAAUGGGCCUUGAAAAACAACGUACAUAUUAAGAAACACCAAAGCAUCCAAGAUCGACUUACUGCUGCGAGGCGUCUUCUGGAGGAAUCGCCGUCUUGUCCUGUGGUAUUAGACUCCAUGAAGAAUCUGUGCAGUGCUAAAUAUGCAGCUCUCCCGGAGAGGCUUUACAUCUUGCAAGAAGGCAAGAUCACUUACAAGGUAAGGCUCCUCAUUAUGUUACUGCUAGAUCAGAAACGUAGUAACCGUCAUACCAGCAUAUGAUAUGUUGGACUAUUGCUCCCCAUUUCUUCAUUAAAAGACCACUAUAGGCACCCAGACCACUUCAGCUCAAUGAAGUGGACUGGGUGCCAGGUCCCCCUAGUUUUAACCCUGCAGCUGUAAACAUGGCAGUUUCAGAGAGGGGAGGGUUAAUCCAGCCUCUAGUGGCUGUCUACCUGACAGCCACUAGAGGUCGCUUCCAUGAUUCUCAGUGUGAAAAUCACACUGAGAUGACGCUGAUGUUCAUAGGAAAGCAUUGAGUAAUGAUUUCCUAUGGGCGGUUUGAAUGAGCGCCCUUGCUCUGGCAGCGCAUGCACAUUCGGAGCUGACGCCGGCAGGGGGAGGAGAGGUCACCAGCGCUGGAUUAAGGUAAGUGGCUGAAGGGGUUUUAAGCCCUUCAGCCCAGCAGGAGGGGGGCCCUGAGGGAGGGGGGGACCUAAUAACCCUAUAGUGCCAGGAAAACUAGUUUGUUUUCCUGGCACUAUAGUGCUCCUUUAAAUGUGGUUUAUAGGGAAUUGGGGGAAUUUAUAAAAUGAUAAUUUAUUACUAAAUGAUCAUUUAUUACUAUUCAGUAAUGACAGAAUAAAGUCACUUCUUAUUCAUAAACCUCUGUGGCUUACUACACCCACAAUGCUCAGUCACUGUUUGAGGACAUAAAUGGUGGUUAGGCAAGAUCAGCAGGAGUCACAGGCUAUGGAUGAGAUUAGUGGAUAGCACGUGUCAGUCUCCACCUUUAAUUCCACUGAUACAAGACUCCACCUUUAAUUCCACUGAUACAAGACUCCACCUUUAAUUCCACUGAUACUCACCAUCUACCUUACUCAAUACCCACAUCUCACCUUAUUGCCUUCGUUAUUCCUUAGUUAAAUACAGACAUUCAUUUUAUAGAAUAAAUCUGAUACAGCCUUACUUGUGAUGCCCACACAUAGCAACUGAGGAGAAAGAGAUCUACCCAUGGUCUACCAGUAUUUUACAAAAUACUUUGAUAUACUUACAUGAUGUCACACUUUUAUUGUACUGCAAAUUGAGAAACUAAUUUGAAGAAAUCUUCGACACUCAAGCUGGUAAGCACUAUAAUUCAGUUUUUUAAUAUGAUCUAUAUAGUUUGGUCCUAUAAUCCCAUUAGACUUAAUCAUAAAUCUCAGAGAAUCUCCAAACUCACUCCUAAAGAAAACCUGGAUCCACCCCAAACGUGGGUGUAUCAAAGAAUAUAAGGUGUAUAAUAGGAGUUACUCCUUGCAUAAUCAAAAAUACAAAACAUUAAAAGCAAUAUUAAACGUAUAUUUCUAAAUCACAAUGAUUUAUAUAGCACCAACAUAUUCAGUAGCACUGUACAAUAGGUAAAGCAACACAAAAUAUUCUAACAAAAAGGUUUUACAUAUGGAAAUAGUAGGUGAAGAGGGCUCUGCCCAAACAAGAUUACAAUCUGAAAGUGCAUAAGCAAUGAAUAAAUACAUACAUUAGCCUGACACCUAUACCACUAAAACAGAAUAGAGGUUGUAUAAACUUUUAACAUAUCCUGCAGGAAAUAUGUACAUAUGGAUACAAAAUAACAUAAAUUAUUAAAUGAGACAUACACUGAUCAGCCACAAUAUUAAAGCCGCACUGUCACCGUCUGUGGAUCUUGCAGAAUUCGGCAGUGACAUUGCCGCUGGUGGUCCAGUAGCCCACGGGGGAUGGGGGAGGGGGCAAGUAAAUGUCUCAAUGCAUCUCUAUGAGGAGGUGCUGAUUGGCCAAAACUGCAUUUGGCCUGCCCCUUGCAGAUUUUAGCCAAUCCAAUGCUUUGGGAAAGCAUUGGAUUGGCUUAAAAUCUGCAAUUUUGAUGAUGCCACCAAGGGGACAGGGCCAGCGCUGUGGAGAGCUAAAAAUAAGGUGAGUUUUAACCCAUUCUGAAGGGGGGGGGGAAUUGGGGGCAAGCCACCUAAAUGGUGGGUUUAACACUAUAGGGAGACGAAUACAUGUUUUUGUUCCUGACCCUAUAUUGAUCCUUUAAUGACGUUAAGCCAAUACUGCACAUCACUGCCAAACUGCGGUUAAUUCAUCGUUAUGUAACAACAGGAACUGAGCAGUUACAAGCCAAAUUGUGUUAUGUAAAAAAUGUAUCUGCUUAAUUUGCUCUCUGUAGGAUUAACGCUGACUUUGGAGUAUAUUACUCGACAUAUCGAAACCCACCUUACACACCUCUCUCUUCCUCAUUUCUUCACCUCAGUAGCUUAUAAAUAUCACAUUUAAUUGAAGACUUACUAUUAUUAAGAGCAGUAUUUAUAUAGUGUGAUGCUUUACAAUUAGAGAAAGUGUCGAGGAAGGCCCUGCUCAGUUUAUAAUCUAGAAAGAUAUGUGUAUUUUAUCUAAACUGACUUAUUUUAGUGUUAAUUAAUUGCCAGAUGUGAAUCCAAUCUUAAUUGUUAAAUAUAUACUGAUGGAGCACUCCGAGCACCAUAACCACUACAUCGUGCGAGAGGUCUUCAGCAGGGCUCUGCGUAUGAGCUGGCCUGUAGGGCACUGAACUCACAUACCCACUUUAGGGGAGUGCACAUCACCUCCUCUCUGGCCCCACUCCUAUUAUUGGGCUGUUCUGCCUUUAAAUGCCCAAUGUGAAUUUUUGUCCCAGUCUGGCCGUGCGGACUGGAUGUUUAAUUGUCAGAUUUCUACUAUAGAAAAGGCAAAACUAACUUGUGUGUUAAGAAAAUGCAGCUGAAAGUUCAAAUCAUGAUUCAAUAAAUACCGCAUUUACUCGACUCUAGUGCGCAUCUUUUUUGGAAAAUAAAGUUUCUAAAAUUUGAAUGCACAUUAGAUUCGAUGGCGCAUUACAUUGGGGGCAAAAUGUUCAAUUUUCUGGCAAAUUCCAUUCCGUCAAUUCAAACACACAAAUUCAAAUAGACUAAUUCAAACAAACAAAUUCACACAGACGAAUUCCAUUCCGGUUUUCAAUAUAGGGUCAGGAAUACAUGUUUGUGUUCCUGACCCUAUAGUGAUCCUUUAAAUGUAUUUUAUUCUGACGAUCUGCUAUAGCUCGAAUAAAACAAUAUAAUAAAAUGUAACUGAUUUAUAGAACAUCAGUUAAUUGACAACCAAAUUGCAAAGAUUUACGCUAAAAUAACCAAUCUGUGACUAUAGUAGUUGGAGGUUUUUUCGAACUCUGCCGAUUUCCAUACAUUUUUCAAUUGAAUUACAACUUGGUGUUUAUUUAUUUUGUCAAGAUAUAAUUAAGCAUAGAAAGUUGACUGGAGGCAUUGACUCAUCUGUGCUGUAGAAUUAUGAAUCACUUUCUCACAAAAACCUGUAAACAAUAAUUACAAGGUCACGUGAUUUCUGCCUUUCAACACUUGGUUGUAGAUACAGAAUGCUCAUGUUGUAAUGACAUGUUAUUGUCCUCAUGAUCUAUACCAUUUGGACUCUUUACAAGCGUUGAUUUCGGGUGUAUGAAGAGCUGUAAGAGGUCAUUGGUACAACAGUCAGAGCAAUUUAAGAAGAUAACCUUUGCAGAAAUAUUCUAGUUUUUGUUAUGGUGUUGUGUGAAAUAAAACAAUUUCUAACACAAACAUCUGAGAAUGAAUGAGGCAAGCUGUAACAUCUUAGUCCAGGUGAGACAGAUGCAGCAAAUAAUGUAGCAAGUUCUCAAUUAAUAGCAGACAACAAUUAAAGGACAACCGUCAACUCAAAACUAUUUUUAACAUAAUAACCAUUUCAUCAAGUUUCAUGAUGAAAUAUUUUAUUUUUUAAAUUUAUGAGAAAAACACACGCACCUUGGAUCGAACAAUGUGUGAAAACAAAUUUGUUUUUGUUUUUUACAUAUACUUCAUGGUAGAAAAAAAAAUAAUCCAUUCCUUUCAAAACUUGAUAAAUUGAUUUUGAUGUGACGGGUGUCCUUACUAUGACUCACAGAGCCCUCUAGUGGCAGUUUGAAAGAUCACAUAGAAGGGACACGACAAAAUGUCAAUGCAUGCAUAUUAACAAGUAAGGGCAUAGGCUGGAUCCUAGGUUACUAUGGAUUGGUGCAAGCCCUCAAUUUUAUCACCAACAAACUGUUCAGUAUUUUGUACUUGUCUAUGGCACUUGCAAUAAAGUGAUAGUGGAGGUAUUAUAGGGAAGGGAAAGAGAGCUAGAGAGAAGAGAAGAAAAAAGAAGUGGGAAACAUAUUUUUAUUUCAAACUAAGAGGUGCGAAAGGUGGGAUCAGUGCUUAGAAAUGAAUAUUGGGUUGGAUGUAUUUCCAACCAUUUUUACUCCAAUGCAUUGUAUCUUGUUUGUCGUGCUCCAGGACACCAUAGCCCCGAUACUGCCUAAUUGUCACAUACUGCCUCUCCUUCCACUUCAUCGAUCAUGGUAGAAACCAAGGGCUCCAGAUCUCCAGGAAUGUGGUUGUCCUAUCCUGGAGGGCUGCUGUCUGUUCCUCCAUAGCUCAGAUCUCCUCAACUCCUAAUCUUCUCAACUCUAAGUUGAUCAAGGACUUGGCUGCCGAUAGAAGGUGAUUGGCCGGUGCUUUUUUUAUAUUCGAAGAUCGCCAUUGUUCAGGACAAAAUUGAACAGGUCUAUCAGAAUAACCGGUAUUGACUUCGGUUCAUCAAAGUUUGCCAGCCUGCGGACACGGGUAUUACCUCUCGUCCCUCUUUUUUUGAUGUCCUCUAUGUGUCUCCUGAGUUCUAAGAGUACUUGGUUUUGCCUUGCCUUGUUACCGCCAUAUCUUCCUGCUGCUGUCUGUGAUCUUGCUGCUGUGAGGCCUCUUCCAAGUGUCUCACAAGGGUAUCUAACCCUCCUAUAGCUGUCUGGGUGUCUACUAUUUCAUGCAGAAUAGUUGUAGAGUCUUCUUUUGUUAGCAUUGAAUAUGUGCAGAUCUGCCUGGAUUGCUUCCAAUGAGGAGCCAGCGGACAAACAGGCCUGGUUUGUUGAUCUUUCAGAGGCCACAGAUCCUACCAAGGCUGACCGCAUAGAUAACAUUUUGUCUGUUGUGUGGGACCAAGGUGAGUUAGCCUGUGACCUGUAUGGUGCCUGUUCUACCAUUCCAAACCAUACAUCACUUCUUUUUUUUAGUUCUGGGUAGCACCGUGGAGCUCAUCUACUAGACAUCUUGCCAUCCAGGUCACGCCCCCAUCAACAGUUUUGCAUUUAAAAAUAAUCAAAGUGGUUUAUUCACUAAACUCUGAAUUGAAGUGAACUGAUAAGCAAAUGGAACAGCUCAGCCUGGAACAGUCAGUUUUUAAUUUCAGUGACCAACAAUUCAGGGCUUAGUAAAUAAACCUCAAAGUGAUUUACCAGAAAAUAUAUAUUGAGAUUCUCUUUCAUUUUCUUGUAUAUCCUAGUGCAGGGGUAUGUAACCUUCAGCACCCCAAAUGUGGUGGACUACAUACCCCCUGAUGCUUUAGUACAUUAAGAGAGAUUUAGUCAUCUGAAGUGACAGUUUGCUUACCCCUGUUCGGGUGCAUAGAUGUUACUACCAAACACAGUACUACAUAUUUUAUUAACUUGGGAAGAAGAAAGGAUAAAGGGAUACAAAGUUGAACCUGUAAUGCUGUGAAUUUUUAAAGAUUCAAUUAUUAGUAGAUUAACUAAUUGAGCUAUUUAAAGUUGCUGUAAUGUCAACUAACAUGCAAAUCCUUACAUGGCGAUCAUUAAAUACAGUAGUGGAAAACUAUACAUGGUAAAUACAUUUUGUUGAUUUGCAGAGAAUCUUAUAUGAUCUGAUAGUUUUUGUAUGUUAUAACGUAUAGUCACUGUGUAAUAUAUUUUCUUUCUAGGGCCAGAUGGGUCCCUGGGGCUACAAGCCAGAAGAAGUACGCUUUAUUCUUGAAAAGAUGGACUAA